CUUGAACGCUCCCCUAAGCCACUGCCUGCUGGGAAACAUCUACUCAACAACUCACUGAUCCACGGCUGGCUAUCUGCUUCUGGAUUUGUAAAUGUCGACACUAUUUGGCAACAGGUGUGGCCUAAAGUAGCAAUAGGUUGCUUACUACCCCUCCCCAUGCUAUCGCUCGGGUUUUAGAUCAUCUUCUGUCCCUUUCUCGACUUUCGGUAACGGGAUCAUCCAGAAUGGGAAUGUGCUUCUCCUGCUUCGGCGGGUCGGCGGACGACGCCAUCCAGACUCCAGACCCAGAGACACGGAGACGGCAGCUGGCCGAGGCGGCAGAGAAGAGGCAGAAGGAGACAACAUACAGGGGGGUCAAAAACCCCGAGGCGGUGGAUAGGAAGAGGAAAAAACAAGAAGAAACAGAGAAGCAGGCCAUGAGCACCUCGGUGUCUGGUGGAGGAGGAGGAGGAGGAGGAGGGCUGAAGUGGCAGGUUGGCUGAGGAUCCUCUGGCCUUUGAGUUCAAACUACAGGACAGGAAGUAUUGCUGCAAGAUGACAUGGCAGUUGUCUCUGCCGCUGUCCAACGAGUCCUUUAUUUUGAGUAUAUAUUGUUUUGGUCGCCAAGCGUCUAGUAAAGUGAGGUUUAAAGAACAAUCUGAAGUGAAGUCACAGCAGGACCUGACGCCGUGUGACCACAUACGCCAUGUUGGACUGUUGAAGGAGCUUUAACACAGGGAGGAGAAUAGGAAGGAGUUUGAAUGCAAGUUAAACUGAUAUCCUCACAGAAGUGUUGGUCAAGAAAUGCAAAGAAUUGUAUGCUUUUCUCUGAAGAGCUCUCUAUGAAAUACUGGUUUGAGCUUGGCUGCUUGGCAGGUUGUCACAUUUUGCUCUGGUUAACCUGUAAUGGGUGUUUGCCAUUUAUGACAUUUCUGAUUAUGGGUUCAUUUACAAAGAGUCAGUGCAUUCAUGGAUGAUGAAGGACAUUAGUAGUUAGCCCUAACAGAAUUUCUCUUUAGACAAAGAUGUUGCCUUUGAAUGCAAAUAUUUUUAUAUAAUAUAGAUACAAAUAAUAAAACUGUUAAUAAAACAUAUUUAAUUUUGGAAAUCAGAUAGAAUUCCUAAUUAAAGUUUGCCAUAUUUCAUUGAUUCACAUUUUAUAUCAGAUUAUUUUGGUGUACACUUUGUAAUUUAGAGUCCUCAUUGAAUUCACCUCCAUUAGUGUUUCUAUUGCUCGCUAUGCAUGAUUUAGAAGGUUGGAUUUGUCAUUGAAUUGUUUUAUUUAUGAGAAAUGUUUGUAUGCAGUCUUUGUAUACUUGAUUUCAUAAGGAAAACGAUACGCUUUUGUCUGUGAAGUGCCACGUAGCGUGCGGAUGGCCUGUGACGGAGGCAUGUGUUGAAUGGCACGUUGUUGCUGCUGUACUCGUCAUCAGUCGAAGAAAGUAUAGGAAUGGAGAUCAGGCAGUGAGCCUGAGUAUGUAUUUAAUCUGACUUGCCAUGCUUAACUCAGUGCUAUUUAUCAUUUUUUAAAUUAUCACCUGAUCCUUAAAUGCUUUUGGUGCUCUUGCCAUUUGGAGGUACAGGAAAUGUAGGCUGUGUUUUUUGCCGCUGCAUUAAAUUAUGUUUUACCCAAUG
This is a messenger RNA of Gadus morhua (Atlantic cod), 1614 nucleotides long. It is a transcript of the gene svip, whose product is annotated as small VCP interacting protein. Lineage: Eukaryota; Metazoa; Chordata; Actinopteri; Gadiformes; Gadidae. Gene Ontology annotation, cellular component: endoplasmic reticulum membrane. The coding region runs from base 225 to 482 and encodes 85 amino acids. The record is from RefSeq and is a predicted model, not a curated record. Gene Ontology annotation, biological process: positive regulation of autophagy; negative regulation of VCP-NPL4-UFD1 AAA ATPase complex assembly; negative regulation of ERAD pathway. The transcript is spliced from 5 exons.